Molecule: messenger RNA, 1690 nt
Organism: Paramormyrops kingsleyae
Lineage: Eukaryota; Metazoa; Chordata; Actinopteri; Osteoglossiformes; Mormyridae
Product: leukotriene B4 receptor 1-like
Biological process (GO): phospholipase C-activating G protein-coupled receptor signaling pathway; inflammatory response; positive regulation of cytosolic calcium ion concentration
Cellular component (GO): plasma membrane
Molecular function (GO): complement receptor activity; leukotriene receptor activity
Source: RefSeq, a predicted model, not a curated record
UUCAAUUCUAGAUGGAACCGACAACGGGUUGGUAAAGGCAAGGAGAGCUCGGUGCGCAACAUUUUGUUACCUCACGGGAGUUUGCGCAUACAGGAAGGUUUACUGGAAGGAAGCAAGAGUAGCUCAAUAGGGAGACUGAGGUUAUGCAGGGAAAGUAUGUAAUACAGAGAGAUUUACCAGGCAUGGGGACUGGAUGAUUUGAUUAGCACUACUGGGAUGCGAACAAGCUGAGCGAUUGACUGUUUUGCUUGCUCAUCAUAACUGAACCAAACCGGAACUGCCUUAAAACCAUUUCUCCUGGUGUCAUUUCCUCACAAACGGAGCCUUUUUAUGCUUAACGGUUUGUCACAGAGGAGCAGAGAGUCUUGGACCUCAGCCCAUCCCUAAACCAGCCAUACCCUUCCCAUGUCUCAGAAACGGUAAACAGGAGGCAUAACAAAAAGUAAAAUCGGUCCAUGUAAAACUGAAGGAAGAAUCCAGAUGACACAAUGAUUGGAUUAACUCCCUCUACACCUACUUUCUCUUUUGGCCCAGUUUCAAACUCAACUUCUUCGUCAGGCCGUCCAUCUCCAGCUGUUGGUAUUACCCUGCUGGUGGUUGCCUUGGUAGUGGGUCUACCUGGGAACCUGUUUGUGGUUUGGACUGUCUUGUUUCGCCUGCGCCGGCGAUCCAUCACCGCCUUGAUAAUCCUUCAGCUGGCCGCGGCUGACUGCCUGGUGCUGCUGACUGCGCCCUUCUUUCUGCGGCAGCUGUCGGCCGGUGGGGUUUGGGAAUUCGGGGACACUGCCUGCCGUAUGCUACACUAUGGAUGCGGCGUCAACAUGUACGUCAGCGUCUACCUGAUCACCCUGAUGGCCGGUGACCGCCUUCUGGGCGUCUCCCGGCCCUUCGUGUCUCAGCGCGUCCGCACCAAGUCUCGCCUCAGGCCAGCAAUCGGAGCUAUCUGGACACUGGCCUUGGUGCUGUCCAUUCCAGUGGCUGUGUACAAGCACGUGGAUCCAAAGAGUUACUGUAAGCCUAAUUACCCCAGUGCAGGACAUGAGGUGUUCCACUACGGCCUGGAGCUGGUGGCGGCCUUCGUCUUGCCAUUCAUCAUGCUGGCUCUCUGCUACUGCAGAAUCUCCCGCACCCUGGAGGCUGCCCAGUUCCGCUGGCGCCGCCGCUCCCGCCGCAAGACUGGACGCCUCAUUGUGCUCAUCAUGGCCAGCUUCAUCCUACUCUGGGUGCCCUACCAUCUGGUCAACCUGCUGCAGACAAGCGCAAUCCUGGCCGGCGAGAAAGGGGUGAAGCUGCUAGAUAUAUGCAAGACUAUCCGGCCCAUGGUCAUCGCCCUGGCCUUCCUCAGUAGCUCCAUAAAUCCUCUGCUAUACGCCUGCACCGGCUCCACCUUGUCUGGUACCUCGGGACUCGGUUGCAUCGCCCGCUUGUUGGAGGGAACUUCCUCAGAAACUCAAAGCAGGAGGGGGGACAGCCAAGGGGACAGGGGGGGGAAUGCUGGCGAACAGAAUGGGGAAUCUCUGAGAAUGGGGCACAAUUCAGGAAAGGAGAAAAACGAUCAAAAGGAGUAAGUCACUGAAGAACUGAGCACUGGGUUGGUUCUACUGGAAUAUGCAACAACACCGUUGAGAAACUAAAAAAAAAAAAGUAACAUAUGAAGACUGUAAUGCUUGAAUGCAGCAGCAGAAAUAAC